CUGUUAACAAGCUUCCAUGGCAUCUGACAUGCAUUGAAGUGUUUUGUUUAUGUUCAGUGUUUUGAGUGCUGCAAAAAGGAUGAAGAACACUUUGGAGCUGUACAGUUUGAAACACAGGAUCUUCCUAGUGAAACAGUUCUAUCAGGAAUUGGGCAAUUAUGUGUGUGUGAAAAAUAACUAUGAGGACUACUACGGAGGCUGCAGUGAUAGCCCAAUAUUCUCCAGAGAUGUCCUUGUUGAGGUUAUCAGGCUUUUUGAGGAGACUGGAAGUGUCCUGAAAUGCCCAAGUAUCAUUCCAGUGCAAAAUGCCAAGGUUGAACAAUCUUCCUUUGACAUAGAAUUGGUUUGUGUGAAGACCGAAGAGGAUACUCAGGAGGAAAAACAGGAUGAUGUCGAUGUUAAAUCUGAGACAGAUGAUCAGAUAUUUGAUGAUUUUCCACCCAUUCAGUUUGAUGAAUCCCCAGCAGGCUCACCACAGGCUAACUAUGAAACCCUGGAGGUGGAAGAGGAGCAAAAGGAAGAAAUUGCUGAUGACAAUGGCAAUGAAGCACAAGAAAAUUCUGCUGAGGUAGCGGUUGAAGAGGACAAGGAAGAUCCAACAAAACCACAGAUUGAUAUCCUCCAGGAGACUGUAAUUACUCAAAGCCUGUUUGUGGCAUGUGUACUUUGUGACCACAAGUGUCUCAGGCGGGAACUAAUUAAGCACAUGAGGAGCCAUGAGAAAAAGCGACGACAUACAGCUAAAAAGCUAAUCUGUGAGUUUUGUGGUAAAUUCUUUGCCAAUUUCUCACGAUUGGAUCAGCAUCAAACAUGCCAUAUGGACACAAAGCGCUACAAAUGUCAGUACAAAGGAUGCAAUGAAUCCUUCAAGUGGCUAUCCUCCUACCAAAGGCACAAGGAAACGCACGCAGACAAGCAAAAAGAACAUCUCAAAUUCAAAUGCGACAUCUGCAUGAAGUCAUUCCUUUAUCUCAGCAAUUUGAGGAGACACAUUGCCAAUUCCCACGAUACUGGUGAUAGAUACACCUGCGAAUUCUGCUCCAAGGAGUUCCGGAAGAAGCAGAAAUUGCUAACUCACAUGAAGAGCCACGAUGGAGGAGUGCCACUGUCUCAGGUUGGCAAGAAGCGCCCCAAAGAGUACAAACAGUGCGAAGAAUGCGGGAAGAUGUGCUCCACUGCAACUUACGAGAAGCACAUGAUGACUCAUAGCGGGGAACGGCCUCUAAAAUGCGAACUUUGUGGAAAAGGUUUUAUCUGGAAUUGCGGCUACAAGACGCACAUGCUGAAGCACAAGGGAGUUGUAGUGAAAAAGAACUGGCCAAUGUGCGAGAUUUGUGGGAGGAAAAUGGCCGGUGAACGAACCCUAAGGUUGCACAUGAAGAAAAUUCACGAGAGGCCAGAACAAGAGUUCAAGUGCAUGGUAUCUGGAUGUGGGAGAUCUUAUCCGAAUGAGAAGUUCCUCCGGAGGCAUAUGGAUCGGCACAAUGGGAAGAGGCACAAAUGUCCUCUCUGCAGUGCUGACUACAAAGACAAAUCUCAACUGAAGAUUCACAUGGACAAGGUUCAUUCCAAGAAUGAUCCACCGCUGAAAUGCGAGAGAUGUGGAAAGUGUUCGUGGAGUAUCAAGGAUCACAGAGUUCACAUGAGAAAUCGCCAUAAAAUAGAAAUUCCGUAUUUGCGCAAGAAACCACAGCAAGUUAAUUAAAUAUUAGAGAGAUUCUGUCUACUGCAAUCAUCACAAAAUGUGUAAGGAAUAUUUAAAGAAAUAUAGUAGUGAUAUUAAAAA
Molecule: messenger RNA, 1786 nt
Organism: Phlebotomus papatasi
Lineage: Eukaryota; Metazoa; Arthropoda; Insecta; Diptera; Psychodidae
Product: zinc finger protein 728-like
Exons: 6
Coding region: 50-1705 (551 amino acids)
Biological process (GO): regulation of transcription by RNA polymerase II
Molecular function (GO): RNA polymerase II cis-regulatory region sequence-specific DNA binding; DNA-binding transcription factor activity
Source: RefSeq, a predicted model, not a curated record